Symbiodinium sp. CCMP2592 is the source of this 501-nucleotide messenger RNA. Lineage: Eukaryota; Dinophyceae; Suessiales; Symbiodiniaceae. The record is from the annotation of a GenBank genome assembly.
AUGUUAUCACCACGCCGCCUGGUGUUUCCAGGGCCGAGCCCAACAGUGACCCAUUGCAGAAGAGACGUUGCCCUUCGCGAGUGCCAGCUGGCACAAGUGCAGGGGCCGAGAGUGCAAAGGAUGGCAAAGUGCGGAAGGGCAAGGGCAAAAGCAAGUCCAAGGGUGGUGAUGAGGUGCUUCCAUCUCCGACUGCUGUGGCGGAUGCUGAGCAGAAGGGCACAGGCAAAGGUGGCAAAGGCAAAGGCCGUGGUGGCAGAGGUGGCCACGGUGGUAAGGGCAGAGGUGGCAAAGGCAGAGGUGGCAAAGGCAAAGGUGUCAAUGAUGGUAAUAACGCAGGUCAGGGCAAUGGUGAUGCUGCUGCAGCUGCAGCUCUUCGAAGGCAGCAGAAUGCAGUGCACAACUUGCAAGUCGUGCGCAACCUGGCAGCCAAACACCCGGACCUCCAGCCACAGGUUGCUGUGGACCUCAAAGGUGGGUCCACUCUCCGAGACUAUUUGCUAA